CAAAACCAAGGAUUUAAAAAUAAAAAUACAUAUAUAUACAAACAUUCAAGCCUAGCUUGUUUUAUUGUUUCUUUAUAUAUAGAUAAAUAUUUAUAUUAUACCCAUUUGUCAUCAUCAUCAUCAUCAUCAUCAUUCUUUCAUAGCAUCCCAUCUAUUAUUAAAAUAAAACAAUGCCCAUGGAAACCAUCGAAGUAGUGACUGACAAAUAUGAUGCGAUGGUAGAAUCACCUUCUACACUAACCAAUUCAUCAUUACCCUUACCACCACCUCCUGUUGCUCAUAUGGUCACUGCGAAUCCUGCUCCUCUUGGUCUAUGCGCUUUUGCAUUGACUACAUUUGUUUUAUCACUUCAUCUUAUUGGUGCUGGUGUAUCUCUGGAAGGUCCUCAACAAAUCAUCAUCAGUAUUGCUUUAUUUUAUGGUGGAUUGUGUCAGUUAUUGACCGGCAUGUGGGAAUUCAAAACUGGGAAUACAUUUGGUGCUACUACAUUCACAAGCUAUGGGGCAUAUUGGGUGUCUUAUGGAUUCAUCUAUUUACCUAGUUCUCAAAUAAUCGAUGGGUAUGGUGGGCAAACGGAUGCUUUCAAUAAAUCACUUGGAUUGUAUAUGAUUGGUUGGUCCUUAUUCACAGCCUUGAUGUUAAUAGCAGCUCAUCGAUCAUGCGUUACUUUGGUGGCCCAAUUCUUUAUGUUAUUUUUGACUUAUGUGUUAACAGCAGCAUGUAAAUUCAAUGGAAGUACUUCUACAUCCGUGGCUAGUGGUGUAUGUGGUAUGAUCACUGCUUUGUUGGCUUUUUAUAAUGCUAUGGCUGGUAUGUUAACUCCUGACAAUUCUUUCUUUGUCUUACCCAUUGGACGUCUUCCUUAAUUAUUUAUGAUGAUCGUGAUCAUUUUUUUUUUUACUUUCUUCUAUUGUAUUUAUAUUUUAUUAUUAUUUCUUCAUCAUUCAUUUAUAUCCUUAUCAUUCAUUAAAAAAAAA
This is a messenger RNA of Halteromyces radiatus, 977 nucleotides long. Its product is annotated as GPR1/FUN34/yaaH family-domain-containing protein. Gene Ontology annotation, cellular component: plasma membrane. The coding region runs from base 171 to 866 and encodes 231 amino acids. Gene Ontology annotation, molecular function: acetate transmembrane transporter activity. The transcript is spliced from 3 exons. NCBI's taxonomy places the organism in Eukaryota, Fungi, Mucoromycota, Mucoromycetes, Mucorales, Cunninghamellaceae. The record is from RefSeq and is a predicted model, not a curated record.